AGCAGCAAUUAGUACUGGAAAACAGUAGCAAGAUGUAUUUCCCAUUAAUUACGAUACUCAGCAUAAUUAUUUGUGCAUGUCAAGUACUAAGCCAAGCUAAUACUUAUGAGUAUUCAGACCAAUAUCCAUGGUCACUUGUUUAUACAUUAUAUCCAUUUUAUAAUUCUGAAACAUUACUUGAAGUGUGGAAGGGAGACAAAACUGUUGAUAUUUCUACCAAUGUAGUAACUUUAGCUCCUCAUGAACAAGAGCAGACAAUUUUGUACUCUGAUGAUGUACAACAUAAUGGCACAAGCUUGAAAUCUCAAGAUAAUUCACCUUAUUUUUUAACAGAAGCAAAAAAUAUAAAUGAAGAACAAUUAUCAAAGAACAGACAACGGCUAUCUAACUAUAGAAACAGACACAAGGAUACAAGUCUUCAAAAUGAAUAACAAGAUAUCAUUUGGAUAAUAACUGGAUUUCAUGAUUUGAACA
Habropoda laboriosa is the source of this 474-nucleotide messenger RNA. RefSeq lists its product as uncharacterized. The coding region runs from base 33 to 431 and encodes 132 amino acids. The transcript has 3 exons. The record is from RefSeq and is a predicted model, not a curated record. Lineage: Eukaryota; Metazoa; Arthropoda; Insecta; Hymenoptera; Apidae.